This is a messenger RNA of Staurois parvus, 289 nucleotides long. The record is from the annotation of a GenBank genome assembly. NCBI's taxonomy places the organism in Eukaryota, Metazoa, Chordata, Amphibia, Anura, Ranidae.
CGCAUACACACAGAUACAUGUACAUACACAGAAAUACACGCACAAACACAUGUACAUACAUACACAGACACAUGUACAUACAUACACAUACACACACAGACACACACACACACACACACACCCCAUAAAAAGUUGCAGUACUUUGUUGUUCACUCACAGAGCCGGGUACUGCACUCUAGGGGGAGGCAGAGAGCACAGCACACACUCCUUCCUUUGCUUUCACUGUGCUCAGCUAUUGAGCAGUCUGACGGCUCACAUUAUCAAUGACAGAUCCGGUCUGAGCUCCGAG